This is a messenger RNA of Bactrocera oleae (olive fruit fly), 7616 nucleotides long. Lineage: Eukaryota; Metazoa; Arthropoda; Insecta; Diptera; Tephritidae. The record is from RefSeq and is a predicted model, not a curated record.
CAGUAUAUUGUAUGUAUAUGCUCAUAUGUAUAGUGUGGAAAAAAAAUAAAAUCAUAAUGUUGCGAUAUUUGAUUAAUAUAUCACACUUACCUUUAGUUUUUGUAAAGAAAGCCUCUAAUAGAGGUUGGUACUUUACCAAUUACCAUUACUGUUGGGUAUAACAUGUUGUUGUUGUUUCUGUAGCGACAGAAUUCUGCCAAUUUGAAAGUCUUUGGCCAAAUAAAAUCCGGUUCCGUUCCGGUUACGUAGACCCGAUUGUCGUGGGAAUGGGAACGUCUGUAAGUCUGUAAAUACUUGUAUAUUGACACCCUAAAAGUUGUCUCAAAACCUACAUAUGGUAGGGUGUACGCAACUAUUAAAUUUCAAGGUCAAAAGUCACAAAAAUCGGUCUUUUGCGCUUUUUUUUGUAAAUAUCUCAUUUCCUAUGGGUUUUUUGCUAUUGGUAUUUAUUAUCAAUAUUGUAGAAUACAAAAUUCUCUACAAAUUUUGUUUAAAAAUUUUUUUCAUACGGUGAACCGUUUUCGAGAUAGAGGGCUUAGAGCGCGCGGUCACAGCAUCACUUCAGGUCAACCGGUGCCUCCGAUCAAAAACGCGCCAUAUAUAGUUGAUGAACUAUCGAUAAAUCAAUGAUUAUAAAUAUUUGUCAAUUUUUAUUAACUAUUAUAUUAUAUUUUAUCAUGAAUUAUUAGUAUUUAUCAUUUAUUUUGUUCGAUGUUUCAAUUUGAUAUUACAUUUUAUAUAAAAUGAAAAAAAUAUACAUAUCAGAAGUAAGUUUUGAAAGAAUUUAUUGUAAUUGAAAAAUUAAUAUCUCAACUUCAUAUCUCGUGGAAUUGACUGAAACAUAAAACAUUUAAUACUACAUCGCAUUUGGUGCAUUUUUAAGACGAAUGUUUGCGACAAUUUUGACUACGACGAGGCUUCUCUAAUUCAAUGUCAAUGCAAAAUUUGGCAAACUUUGUCUUUACGAACACUCUCCAGAGCUGUGUAUUUGCAUUUUCGAACAGCUGUUGACUGUGGAAUAAACGUCUCGGAAGUCGAAAUCGACGGUAUUGCCAUUCUGCAACUAAAUAUGGAACUGUAAUUGAUCCAAUGGUUCUGUUUUUUGUGUCAUAGAUCUUUUGGUGGUGCGUGACAUUGCCUUCUCACAAUGAAUUUUCUAAGCGUUCACCAUUUUCCAUUUGUUAUUAGUGGCCAAUACUUAUUGCCUUCAAUACGAAUUCAAUAAUUGUUCAUGGCAUUAUCGAAGAGAUUAACGCCAUCCAUUCGAUUAUUGUAUGCUCUUACGCUAUAUGGCCAUAUCAAUAUUAUAUUUUAUUUUGAAACCAAAUCGAAUGGGCUUUCCUUUGAUAGAUAGAUUGUGUGAAAAUAUGCCAAAUUGCAUGAAUUUCUCAUUCAAACAAAUGUUACACGGGGUCACUUUGGCGAACUUAUCACUAUCAUCAAUUUUGUGAUUUUCGCACCCAUAAUGUUCCUCAGUCUCGUCGCAAUCGAUUGAUGCAUUUGGCUUGCCUUCAUUGUGCGCGCACGAUAUUUCAAUGUCGCCAGCUAUUUCAUUAGACAGAAACGCACUUUCAUCGAUAUUUUCCGAGCCGCUUACUGCAUCUGUAUUUUCUGGAGGCAAGAGCACUAAGUCGACCGUAUCCGUAUCUCCUCAAUCUCUGUUGUUGUUUUUGUUGUUGUGACAAUUUUUAGAUGGGUGGGGUUCGUUGGGCAUGCAAAGAGAUGGCUAGUAUUAUGUGGAGACUCGUUGCAUGCAGGAUAUAUAUUUGGUAUGUUGGGGUCGAUUCUGGAUAAGUAGGAGUUUAGCCUGCUACACUAUCCAGAACGAAGUUGCGCGAGGGUCACUCUAGAUUCUCGUUGCAACUCGAGCUCUUCGUCUGCGAUGGGUGGUGGUUUGACUUCAAGUACGCCAUUUACUGGGAGGGAGUCGGAAAUGUGUUGUUGACUCCACUGUGAAUGGCGGUCAGUGCAUGUCUUAAGUUCGUUGCGUCCGAAGUCUGGUCGGUGUACUGUCCAAUGUCGUCGAUGUAAUUAAGGAGGGCCUCUUGAUGUUCAUGAGAGGCGGUUCUGCUUCAAGCAGACGACUACAGGGGUGGUUUCUGCGAAAACAUCUCAGCAGAAACUGCUUGGAGAUGAGCUCGUUAUGUUCCUUAACCGGAAGAAUAAGGGCUUCACUGUAUAGAUGUUUGAUUAAAGACAUCAAGAGGCAUCCCGUUAUAGUCCGGAUUGCAGUGUACUUUGGGCUCUGUACUUUGGCAGUUAUGGCGUUUUAAAGAAAAAACCCGAAAGAAAAAAUUCCUCAAGAAUGGAAAUCAUCACUACCGCGCAGCAGGGGGGCAUACCUGCGAAUCACACUGGAAGACCUGUUCAGGCUCCUGGACAACAACCGACUAACUGCCUGCCUGGAAGGGUUCCUUUUUAUUUUCAUGAUCUAGGAAGCCUCUGGAUAAUUCCAUUGUAGAAAUAUCUAGCAAGAAAGUUCUCGAAUAUUGCAUGACUUGGAAACAAGUUUUCAAUCGAUUAUUACAUUUUCUGCUCCAUAAUCACGAAAAACUAUAUGAACUGUAAGGCGACUAUCCGUUUUGUGGGCUUUGAUUAUGAUACCUUCUACGUUAACUUGUUCGUGAAAGUACGCAGUAAUUAAUAACGUCCACAAAAAAAAUUGUGUUGAAUUUAUAAUGUAUUAGUGGCCAUCAUUCAUCUUGAACAUUGGAGUUCACCAGAAACAAACCAGAAACAUCGACCGGUGGUCGAUUUAUCGACCAGUGCAUUUUGCACAUUCGUCAUCAUUUUAUACUACAACCAAUCAGGCAGAUGUACUUUUGUAUAUAUACUUUUGAACCAUUGCACAAAAUACUUAAAUUGCAAUACGUAGCAGAGGUAUUUAUCGAAUAAGAAUAAUCCGCAUACAAUAUAGUAGGAAAGACAACUGCGAUUGUUCUCGACCGAAGACUACAAAACGGAAAAUUAUAUUAAGGACUCCGUCGUUUUGGACAUGUCAUGUCAGCACGUAUCACGACUAAUUACAACAGCAGCAACAUCAGUUUUAUCUGAAGAUCAGGAUCCGUAUGUGUUCACAGAAACAGUGCCAACCACGCCACCCAUUUUAUUUAACGCUCAGAAAUCGCGAAGCAAGGUAUACAUAGACGCGAAUGCAAUAACAACUACUCCAACGCCAAUACAAAGUUUAUCCCCAACACCAGCCAUAAGCGCAGCAGUUCCAACCAUAGCAACACCAACGCCGGCGGCGUUAGCAAUCAGCUCACCAGUCACCAACAAACGACAAACACCAAUUGUUACAACCAACGCAAAAUUAAAAUUCAAUCAGAAACUACCAUUGGGACCGUUGAAUGGCAAUAAUACAAAAACGCAGACGGCAUCGACGUUGGCUGCUGCAACGGGCCACAAUGGGCCCUCAGCAGCGGCCGCUUCAAAAGCGGUUUCACUUUCAACUGUAAAGACAACAAAUUCGCAAUCUCAGAAGCAGCAUCAGCAGCAUAAGAAAGCUUUGAAUGUGUGCAUAGUGCGACCGCAGCAGCAGCAACAGCAGACGCAAGCUGUGCGACAACAACAAAAUUAUAAAGCACAGCGGAAGCAAGCCUCUUCGCCACCGCCAUUGUUUCAGCACACCCCGUCUCUAUGGCAAACGCCAUUGCUAUUGGACACGGGGUCGGCGGUGGUUAGCCCACCGACAUCACCCGCUUCGUUGCCCUCUCCCCCUAUUGCGGUUCCUCCAACACCCACCUCGGUAACAUUACCGUUUACUGCUGCUACAGCUAUGGUUAGCCCUCUGAUUACAGUAUCAGCGACGACAUUGCCACCAUCUAAAUUCCAUCACAAUACACUGGCACAGCAUUUGCAAAAAUUAGAAUGCAUUAAAAAGCCAAAGAAACCAAUUUCUGGGGGCAAUGUUCUUAACGGUAAGCCUACAAAACAUAUUCAAAUGCAACAAAAUAUUCAAGAGCAGGACAUAGCACUGAAGCAUCACCAACCUUCCUUGUUGCCACAGCAGCGACAGCAACAGUUAAGUGGCAUAGGUGCCAAAACUGUUAUUCAACCGACAGCGGCACUCUUGCAAGCACAUGUGGUUCAACAGCCACAAUCGCAAAAGCAAAUGCACAAGUCUUCUAUGGCUAUGCCCUCUGCACCGCCUCCAUUGCAGGCAAUUCAGGCGAUUUCACCACCCCAACAUUCCGAUCCCGAUUUGAAUGAGAUUCCAGUAAAUGUUAUAUUUCGCAAGCCGCAAACGAGUGAAAUGCUUCACACACAACUCAGUGGCGGUAUACGUGAGAACGCUGUAAGUAAUACUGCAUGUCCCAGAAGUAGCAGUGUUGACAACACAUCGGUGAAUAGAAGGGGUUCAGCAAUUGAAAUAAUAAACAAAACGAGCUCGACUAAGACAAAAUCUAAAUCAAUAUCUACAGCUGUCAUGGCCGCUAAAACUGUAACUCUGCCGCCGUCAACUUUACAGCCUUUUCCACAUGUAUUACGCGACAUUGUUUUCACGCACACCAGACCGACCCAAAUUGCGCCGAGCGAAGAUACUUCGAGGCUACCUGCCCACAUAUACAACACACCUCAUCUCCAACCACCUGCCACUAUACAUAACCAGCAGCAAAAUAUGUCUUCCAUUUCAAAGCCAUCACCUCCAACAUCGGCACAACCACAGAAAUAUGAAACUACAACCCCUGCUCAACUUGUACAACCCCUGCUCAAGCUAGGAGAAGUUAUUAAAAAUGCUGGCAGCGAAGGAAAGAGUCCGCAAAAAGUAAUCGAUACACAAAAUGUAAUCGCUGUAGUCAAAGCUACAGCGGCUGCUGCCAAAAACUCGUCCAAACGAAAAUCAUCUGCAACAGCAACGGCUUUGUCAAGUAACAAAAAUCAUUUGUUACAGUAUGCAAAGAAGCGCAGCCACAAAUUGGGACCAUUGUUUCGAACAUAUGAUAACCAAAUGGUGGUAAGUGGUAUUGAUUUGUUAGAAUGCAACACCAAUUCGCAAAAAAAACGGACUUGCCAUGCUGUGGCAGUAGUAAAAAUGUCUAGUGCCGAAAUUGAAGCAGAUACAACUUUGUUGGCCUCUGAUGUAGUCCUACCUUACUGCAUCCAAAAACAUUGGUUGUUUAUUACCCACAAUAUACAGUUAGUGGAAGGUGUUGAUGUAUUUGCUGCUGCAGCUGGUAAAGGUGUUGGCAGUUUAGAUGCAAUUUUGCAGGGAACAAGUGAUCGAGAGACCCAAAUUACUCAUCGAAAGAUGCUUUUGCGGCGUCAAGCGAUGCAGCUCCUCUCCACACAACCGUUGCAAGUACUGCCGAUGCAGGCAGCAAAACGUCGAUUAAUGUGUGUGGAUCGCUUGUUGAGAAAGUACGCGCGUCAUGGUGGAGAUGACAUAAUCACUCCAAAGAAUUGUAACUCUGUUGGUUGCAGUAAAGGCGUUCUUGAAAUUGCAGCGCAAUGUGAAGAUCACAUUGUGGACAACAUCUCGCAGCAUAUCUUCUUGCCGUGUACCGCGAAAUUCGCCGACAACACUCAAUGCCGCAUUCCCGUAUUUGAUAUAAUGCACGAUCUGCCACUUUGUGUAGAGCAUGCGCGCAAGCGUGAUGCCUAUAAUCGUGUCGUGCAUGAUCAACAGCGAGUUGGGAGUCACAAAUUGACCACGGCUACUGUAGAUACAGCAAUGACUCAAUCUUCUCUAGAUUGUGAUGCCGGUGAUUUGUUACGACAACUACAACAAAUUCAGCAUCAGCAUAAGCAGCAGCAGCGACAACAACAACAGACACAUAUGCAGCAUAACCUAGAUAGCACUGCUACAGUUGGCAAGAACAAGAAAUGCGUCAAUAUAAAAGCGACAACCACACGAAAACGUAAAGUCCCCAAUACAGCCGGGUCCAAUACGGUCGGUCGACCACAAAAGCGUUCGCGUAAAAGAGGAACUAACGAAUCACCAUCUGGACCAGUUGUGUCUGUAGCAGUAGCUCCAAUGCAAUUGACUUCAGCAGUGUUGCAGCGAAAGGGCAGCACCACCUCACUGGAAUCGAUUGCAAGUAACUCGCAAUCCUCCAAUUCCCAGCCGCAUUACAUUUCUUCGAACAUAAGUGUUAAAUCUCAAACCCAAAUAGCUAUGCCUGCAUUGGCACCGCUCAGCGGCCACAAUGCGCCUAUCGUUAGCAGCACUUUGACGGUGGGUUCGGUGCCAAAACGUAUGCUUAACUUCAGCACAAGCAGCCGCGAUAGCGCUGCAACUCUUGGUGGAACCGAAAAUGUAAUGGCUCAAAAUUUGAAGCCACAUGAAAUUAAUCAACUGGUUGCACAGUUCUCUGUUACAGUUAGCAGUAAUAACAACAAUAAUAAUGAAAAUAGCAAUAGUCUCACUGCAUAUAGCAACAGCAGCAUGAACAACACUUAUAAUUACAUGAGUUCAAAUUGUGAUUCUAACUUCACAUCGGCGCUGGGCUCAUCAUCAUCAUUGCCCUCAUCAACAGAGGAGCUGUUCCGUCAAGAAUUGUUAAGUGUUUGUGAGAACAGCUCAGUCUAUGCCAGUUCUGAGGAUACCGGUUUGGGCGGAUUGAGUGAGACUGAGCUGAUGGUGGGUCCCAAUGAUGCAGACGACAUACCGUUGGGAGAUACACGCUUGUUAGAGGAACAUGACCUAGCAAAUGUCCUUAGUGCCCUGCCAGAGGACGCAUUCAACGAGUUAUUUACAGCAGUACAUCAAGAAGAACGCGAAGAAGUUGAACGAGCUCUUGAAUUGGCUGAUAAACAUCUAAAAAGUCUACAACAGACCAUUGGCUCAGAUAUUGAUUUCUUGGGAGAAUUUCCUGAUGAUGAUGAUAUCUUAGCUGAUACCGAUGUUAUGUGUAGCAAAAUGGGCAUGAUGCAUUCCCCAGAUGCUACGUCCGGCAUUGACACGUCAACACUAUUUAUUGAUAGUGGUAGCAACAGUGUAGGAGGAGGUGGUGGUGGGAGCUUAAAUUCAAGCAAUAUUGCUGAUAUACGCGGUCUAGUACAAACGUAAAUGCUGAGGCCAAGUAACGGAUAGUGCGUCAAUGGAGACUACCUACAUGAAUAUGAAUAAUGAAAUAGUAGAAUAUAUAAAAAGGUAAAGAUAAAGUUUUCUUUAUUAAUACAAAAAAAGUAUGAAAAUGCAUAAAACUAAAAAGAAAACAAAAAAAAUGUAGUAAGAUCUUUGAUAAAAAAAAGGAUUUGAGAACAUUUUAGCAUUUCGCAUUUAUUUUCAGAUUAUAUUGUACUAAGUAUAUACAAAUAUAAAAAAUUAGAUCUAGCUUUGCGUUUUUACUUGACUUUAUUCGCACAUUACAGAAUACAAACGCGAAUUGCUGAAAUGUUUUGAGAUUCUUAUUAAUAAUUAUAAAUAUUAAUAAAAUUCAUGUAUAAUAAAAUAAUUUUAACCAAUGAAUACAUAUAAAAUUAUAACUGCAAUAUGUUGGUAAAGUAAAACAUCGUUUUGAACUAACAAUGUUACUUUAUUACCAGAUGUAUUUGAACCUCACAGAUAAAUCGAAAACACAUAAGAAUGGUUGAUAUAUAGCAUACUUAAAAAAUAUAUGGUAUAUGUUAUAUAAAGAAUAGAAUCACAACUGAAAUCAAAAACCAUGAAA